UGCAGCAUUCCUGAAUCCUUAUCGAAUUGGAAGAAAUGAAUAAGGAAGAGAAAGAUGUCAAAAAGGAAUUAGAAUCAGCAGAAGAAGAAGAUGAAGAAGAGAAGAUAGAGAGGUUCUUCGCUCUGAUCAGAAGCUUUCGAGAUGUUCGUGAUAGUGCUCGUAAACGGGAACUCAACAAUGACACAAAGAAGAAAGAUAAGGAGGCGGAGAAGAAAUCUGGUAAGUCCCUCUGGGUUCCCUCUUUUAAAAGGGAAGAUUUUGCAGAGCAGAUUGAAUUCAAAACCCCUUCUUUAAUCCGCUCUAGUUGUAAUCGUGAAGGAGAUGACAACAUUAUGAGGAAGAAGCAGAAAAAAAAUCACAAAGAAAAAGAAGAAGAAGAAGAAGAAGAUCAAGGAGUCAGAUUGAAUCUACAACUUGCCCUGUAACCGAACCUCCUCGAUCUGUGUAUUACUGUAGGGAGUAGGAAUGUAGGUUAGAGGUG
Telopea speciosissima is the source of this 481-nucleotide messenger RNA. RefSeq names its product protein NIM1-INTERACTING 1. The record is from RefSeq and is a predicted model, not a curated record. Gene Ontology annotation, biological process: regulation of systemic acquired resistance. The transcript has a single exon. Bases 36 to 425 code for a protein of 129 amino acids. NCBI's taxonomy places the organism in Eukaryota, Viridiplantae, Streptophyta, Magnoliopsida, Proteales, Proteaceae.